Messenger RNA from Macadamia integrifolia, 1961 nucleotides. RefSeq names its product glucose-1-phosphate adenylyltransferase large subunit 3, chloroplastic/amyloplastic. The coding region runs from base 167 to 1756 and encodes 529 amino acids. The transcript is spliced from 15 exons. Gene Ontology annotation, biological process: glycogen biosynthetic process. Lineage: Eukaryota; Viridiplantae; Streptophyta; Magnoliopsida; Proteales; Proteaceae. The record is from RefSeq and is a predicted model, not a curated record. Gene Ontology annotation, molecular function: glucose-1-phosphate adenylyltransferase activity.
AAGAAUUCCAAGUAAGCAUCUCUCUCCACUCUCCUCCCUUAAUAAGCUUUCCCACUGCUUAGUUCCCUCUCUCACACUCUCUAUCUCCUUCCAUUACCUCUAAAGAAGGGAAUUCCUGUGUCUUCAUGCUUAUUCCAGUUUUCUACUUGAAUUGUUAAGCUAAGAAAUGGCAGUCUCCUCCGAUUGCCGGAUCUCAUUUCCGGCCACUAGUCACUUACGUAGCGGCGGUGCUGGUGGUGGUGGUGCCAGCUCUGGGGUGGUCGGAAGUAAUAGAAAGCUUGUGAAGUUCUGCGAUGGAGAGUUGAUGGGGAAGAAGCUUAACCUUGGUAAACUCCGUCAGGGGCCUCAUAGUAAGUUGCUUAGGCCAUUCUUGUCCAUGUCUCUCACAGCUGAUGUUCCCUCAAAGGCUAUGCUGAGGGGCCUGGAGAUGGAAAGGCGGGACCCACGGACUGUUUUGGCCGUUAUACUAGGUGGAGGAGCUGGGACUCGUCUCUUCCCCCUCACCAAGCAAAGAGCAAAACCUGCUGUACCCAUAGGAGGUGCAUAUAGGCUUAUUGAUGUCCCAAUGAGUAGCUGCAUAAACAGUGGGAUAAACAAAGUUUACAUUCUAACUCAGUUCAACUCUGCGUCGCUUAACCGACAUCUUUCACGUGCUUACAACUUCGGCAAUGGAGUCAACUUUGGAGAUGGUUUUGUUGAGGUUCUAGCAGCCACACAGACUCCAGGAGAGACAGGUAAAAGGUGGUUUCAAGGUACUGCAGAUGCUGUUCGGCAAUUUCAUUGGCUUUUUGAGGAUGCUAGGAGCAAGGUAAUAGAGGAUGUUCUUAUUCUUUCUGGAGACCAUCUAUACAGGAUGGACUAUAUGGACUUUGCGCAGAGUCAUCGGCAGAGUGGUGCUGAUAUUAGUAUUUCUUGUCUACCUAUGGAUGACAGCCGAGCCUCAGAUUUUGGCUUAAUGAAGAUAGACAAUAAAGGGAGGGUCCUGUCAUUUAGUGAAAAACCAAGAGGAGCAGAUUUGAAGGCAAUGGCAGUAGACACAACAGUUUUGGGUGUGUCAAGAGAAGAAGCACAAAAGAAACCAUAUAUUGCUUCCAUGGGAGUGUAUAUCUUCAAGAAGGAGAUCCUUCUGAAUCUUCUGAGAUGGCGUUUUCCUACAGCAAAUGACUUCGGAUCUGAAAUAAUCCCUGCUUCAGCUAGAGAGUUUGUUAUCAAGGCAUAUCUAUUCAAUGAUUAUUGGGAGGACAUUGGAACAAUUAGAUCCUUCUUUGAGGCGAACCUUGCCCUCACUGCACAUCCACCAAAAUUUAGCUUUUAUGAUGCUGCAAAGCCAAUGUAUACAUCAAGAAGAAACUUGCCACCAUCAAGGGUUGACAACAGCAAGAUAAUUGAUUCAAUCUUGUCGCAUGGAUGUUUUUUGGAUAACUGUGUCGUAGAGCACAGUGUUGUUGGUAUACGAUCCCGGAUAAACUCUAAUGUGCACUUAAAGGAUACAGUGAUGCUUGGUGCUGAUUAUUAUGAAACUGAUGCUGAAGUGGCAUCACUUUUGGCUGAGGGAAGGGUCCCAAUUGGAAUAGGAGAAAAUACAAAAAUCAGGGAAUGCAUCAUUGACAAAAAUGCAAGAAUUGGAAAAAAUGUCACAAUAUCUAACUCAGAGGGAAUUCAAGAGGCAGACAGAUCUUUGGAAGGUUUUUACAUCCGUUCUGGCAUUACCAUCAUAUUAAAGAACUCAACAAUCAAAGAUGGAUUUGUAAUAUGAUUUUGUCAGUUCCACUUCAGGGUCAAAAUUAAUCUGCCGAUAAGCAGACUUAGUGUGAAAGAAGAGAGUUGAUGUAAUUUUAUUUAUAAUUGUAAUCACAACAAAUGUAAUAUAAGCGUAUCAGAGCACUAUUAUGUGCAUUAUGAUACAAAGUUACAGCUUUUUUGUUCCAUGAGACUACUGAACAAAGAAGUGAAUUCAAGAA